Messenger RNA from Sphaeramia orbicularis (orbiculate cardinalfish), 1224 nucleotides. RefSeq names its product MNAT1 component of CDK activating kinase (gene mnat1). The transcript is spliced from 8 exons. Lineage: Eukaryota; Metazoa; Chordata; Actinopteri; Kurtiformes; Apogonidae. Bases 90 to 1025 code for a protein of 311 amino acids. The record is from RefSeq and is a predicted model, not a curated record. Gene Ontology annotation, molecular function: cyclin-dependent protein serine/threonine kinase activator activity. Gene Ontology annotation, cellular component: transcription factor TFIIH holo complex. Gene Ontology annotation, biological process: positive regulation of cyclin-dependent protein serine/threonine kinase activity; nucleotide-excision repair; regulation of transcription by RNA polymerase II.
CGUAGCGGUGCUAGUCUUGCUACCUGAGAGGGGAGCGGCUAGUUGUUGACAUUCUCUGUUGCUUUUUAUUUUAUUUUCACACAACAGAAAUGGACGACCAAGGCUGUCCGAGAUGUAAAACAACCAAAUACAGAAACCCGUCGCUGAAGCUGAUGGUGAACGUCUGCGGACACACACUAUGUGAAAACUGCGUGGAGAUGCUGUUUGUGCGUGGCUCUGGCAACUGUGUGCAGUGCGACACGCCACUGAGGAAGAGCAACUUCCGCGUGCAGCUCUUUGAGGACCCUACGGUAGAUAAGGAGGUGGAGAUACGCAAGAAGGUGCUGAAGAUAUACAACAAGAGAGACUUUGACUUUGCCAGCCUGAGAGAAUAUAACGACUACCUGGAGCAAGUGGAGGAUAUAGUGUACAACCUGACAAACAACACUGACGUGGAGAACACCAAGCAGAGGAUGGAGCAGUACCAAAGAGAGAACAGAGAUGUCAUCCAGAGGAACAAGGCUAAGCUUACACGAGAACAGGAAGAGCUGGAGGAGCUGCUGUUGUUAGAACAGCAGGGUAAUGAGCAGCGAAGACUUGAGGUGCUGCAAGAGGAGCAGAGGCAGCUACAAGCCAAAAGGAAGAACAAGCAGGCUCUGCUGGAUGAACUGGAGCAGUCUCAUGUUCCUGCUGCCAUCUUGCUUGCGAAACAUAAGGUCCGUGCUGCCCAGCUGGAGACGCAGAUAGAGCAGCAGAAACAGACUGUCAAACCUGCCAGUCUAUUUUCUACUGGAAUCCAUAUGAAUCAGACGGUGUCUCUUCAGCCUUUGCCCAGGAUAGAAGAAGUCCUUUACCAAUACAAGCCACUUCAGGUUGAAACGUACGGACCGCCAGUACCAGAACUGGAGCAGCUGAGCCGACUCGGGUAUCUGAACCACGUGCGGGCCGCCAUGCCUCAGGACACAGCUGGAGGAUACACCUCAGCUUUGGCGUGUCAUCGAGCCAUCCAGGAUGCUUUCAGUGGGCUUUUCCCACAGAGAGGCUGAGCCCAUCCACAGCUUAAACAGUGCGACAGCCAGUGGGUAGAAGUGUGACUGAACGAUCCAGAAAUACCACACAACUGCCACGAUAGAGAGCCACAGCUGGUACAGUGAGCAGUGUUUUGAUUCUUUUAGGAGUCAAGAGUGUACAUUUUUUAGGUUUUGUUUAUUUUUAUAUAUUUAAAUAAAUUCCUAAUGAAGAAAA